Messenger RNA from Neoarthrinium moseri, 1557 nucleotides. RefSeq lists its product as uncharacterized. The transcript has 7 exons. The record is from RefSeq and is a predicted model, not a curated record. NCBI's taxonomy places the organism in Eukaryota, Fungi, Ascomycota, Sordariomycetes, Amphisphaeriales, Apiosporaceae. Bases 1 to 1557 code for a protein of 518 amino acids.
AUGAGCUUCAACGUCCACCCAGACAUCGAGGCCUUGUUCGAGCAAGAGGCAGCUGCGAACGUGGAGGACAGGACCUAUGUUCCUGUUGCCACGAAUAUUAACCAGGCAAGGAACACAUAUAAUGCUUACCUAAACACGUACAACGUCGACGAGGAACAUACUGGAGAUCAGCAGUUUCCUCAGCAAACUGCCCAGCAGCAAGCCGCUCUGGCUCGACGACUCCAUGAUUCCAUCAUAGAUAGCGAUGAAGUGGAUAAGUCAAAGGUCCAUGCCCCGGCCGUUGCAAUCUCUCUUAUCGCGUGGAAACUCGUGGAAGCGCUCGAGGACGCACAGCGUGGGAUCUGCCGAGUCGAUCCGCAUUUCACCAAGGGCGGUGCCAAGUACGAGGCAUUUGAAUCUAUUGAGGAUCGUGCCGAUACAGUGUGUGAAGCGCUCAAGAGUGAUGCUUCACUGUGCGUCAACAUGUUUCAGGGAGACAUCUGGAUCAGACGCCUGUGCUGGAACCCGGCGAGAGAGUUGAAGCUCAAGAAGUCCAACGCAAAGGGCAAUGCGAUUAAGAACCAGACAGUGAAGGUCGCGGCAGAUGCCAUGAGGAGAGAGUUGUUUAUCGUCGCUGACGACGGUUCUAUCACCAGACGUGAUGGAACUCAUGUUGCAAACAGCGUCGCAGACAAUCUGCCUCCCAGGAUGCUGCAGGCGGCUGCAAAAGACCGCACGCGAACCCGAGUUGGUGAUCGCGCAGACAUCAAGAAGAUGUCUGGAUUUCACAAAAGCAGCACUGCACGGAGGGGUAGCUUUAUGGCUCACAGACAGGCAGAGCCUUCUAGCACAAACUGGAAUGAACCUCUUAUGACAGGGGCUUUGAACGAUCCAGUCAAUAACUCAUAUGCUAGUCAGGAUUUCUGGGGUAUCCGAGGACACUCCGACUUUCUCUCCCCUGUGAACAGCACAGUGCCGCCCACGCAACCUGUGUUCCCGAGUCAGGUCGGCAUAGUAACUGGAGAAGUCUCUCACCAGUCUCAGCAGGCCACGGGUUCUUUGGUUCAGCCGCAGUCAACUUACGAUAGCUUUGCGUUGCAUCGUCACUCCCGCCCAAUGCAGCUAUUGACGAACGAACAUAGAGGCGGCCAGCAGUUUGAUAUCGAUCUGCAGAACAUCUUGGCAGACUUCAACGGAGGCGGAGGUGCGUCGGACUUCACGUCCCAGUUGCCAGAGAAUCUGCACGACGAACUCCAAUUCGGCGAGGAUAUCAUGCAGCAGAUUGGCAUGCCUGUUGAUCCCGAGCUUCAGGAUCUGGGCCUAGCUAGCGGUGGGUAUGGGUCAGCUGAAGAGGCGCCAAGUGGCCAGAGAGUCGAAGUUCCUACAGGGAGCUUCGACGACCAAAUGGCAUCGUUUGCCUUUGACGAUCAGGUCUUCGACAUACCCCAGGCUAGCCGGUACAACGGCAGCUCUUUUGAACAGGUGCAAGGCCUCCACUCUGGUGCCCAGCCAGAGCAACAGGGACAGGAGGAGACGUCUCUCGACAGCUUCUUCGAACUUGAGGAUGCUGGUAACUAA